Molecule: messenger RNA, 210 nt
Organism: Adineta ricciae
Lineage: Eukaryota; Metazoa; Rotifera; Eurotatoria; Adinetida; Adinetidae
Source: the annotation of a GenBank genome assembly
AUGGUUCUUCUUUGCAUUGGUGCAAUCUCGUUUGCAUCAGCAGACAGAUGGAUGGCUCAAGUAUAUAUACAACUACGAUGUAUACAGACAGACUAUCACACGUCAUUCACUGUUGCUCGUCAUCUAUUUGAAACUGACGACAUAACGAAGAACAUUCAUCAUCGGAUUGUUACAAGAAGCUGUAGCAUGGGGAUGGGGAUACGGAUCUAG